This is a messenger RNA of Leptonychotes weddellii (Weddell seal), 3450 nucleotides long. Lineage: Eukaryota; Metazoa; Chordata; Mammalia; Carnivora; Phocidae. The record is from RefSeq and is a predicted model, not a curated record.
CCCCAGCCCAACGUGAGUGAGCUGGUGGUGGGGCCACUGCCCCGGCCCUCCUACCUGCGGGACGUGACGGUGGAGCGUCACGGGGGCCCCCUGCCCUACCACCGCCGCCCCGUGCUGAGGCGAGAGUACCUGGACAUAGACCAGCUGAUCUUCGGCAGAGAGCUGCCCCAGGCUGCCGGGCUCCUGCACCACUGCUGCUUCUAUAAGCGCUCAGGACAGAACCUGGUGACGGUGACCACGGCCCCCCGGGGCUUGCAGUCAGGGGACCGGGCCGCCUGGUUUGGCCUCUACUACAACAUCUCAGGGGCUGGGUUCUUCCUGCACCCCGUGGGGUUGGAGCUGCUGGUAGACCACAAGGCUCUGGACCCUGCCCGCUGGGCCAUCCAGAAGGUGUUCUUUCAAGGCCGCUACUAUGAGAGUUUGGCCCAGCUGGAGGACCAGUUUGAGGCCGGCCUGGUGAACGUGGUGCUGAUCCCAGACAAUGGCACAGGUGGGUCCUGGUCCCUCAAGUCCCAGGGGCCUCCCGGUCCGGCUCCUCCUCUGCAAGUCCAUCCCCAGGGCCCCCGCUUCAGUGUGCAGGGGAGCCGGGUGACCUCCUCGUUGUGGACUUUCUCCUUUGGCCUUGGAGCUUUCAGCGGCCCCAGGAUCUUUGACAUCCGCUUCCGGGGAGAACGACUAGCUUAUGAGAUCAGCCUCCAGGAGGCCUUGGCCAUCUAUGGUGGAAAUUCCCCUGCAGCAAUGCUGACCCGCUAUAUCGAUGGCAGCUUUGGCCUGGGCAAGUACUCCACUCCCCUGACCCGGGGGGUGGACUGCCCCUACCUGGCCACCUACGUGGACUGGCACUUCCUGCUGGAAUCCCACACCCCCAAGACAACACGUGAUGCCAUUUGUGUGUUUGAACAGAACCAGGGCCUCCCCCUGAGGCGACACCACUCAAAUUUCUACUCCCAUUAUUUUGGGGGCCUUGCAGAGACAGUGCUGGUGGUCCGAUCUGUGUCGACCUUGCUCAAUUAUGACUACCUGUGGGAUAUGGUCUUCCAUUCCAGUGGGGCCAUAGAAGUCCGACUCCACAUCACCGGCUACAUCAGCUCAGCGUUCCUCUUUGGUGCCGCCCGAAGGUACGGGAACCAGGUUGGGGAGCAAACGCUGGGCACCGUCCAUACCCACAGCGCCCACUUCAAGGUGGAUCUGGAUGUAGGAGGACUGGAGAACUGGGUCUGGGCUGAGGACAUGACCUAUGUCCCCACGCCGGUGCCCUGGAGCCCCAAGCACCAGAUGCAGAGGCUGCAGGUGACCCGGAAGCUGCUGGAGACCGAGGAGCAGGCCACCUUCCCCCUGGGAGCGCCCCCCCCCCGCUACGUGUACCUGGCCAGCAAUCACAGCAACAAGUGGGGUCACCCGCGGGGCUACCGCAUCCAGCUGCUCAGCUUUGCUGGGGAGCCACUGCCGCAGAACAGCUCCUUGGAGAGAGCCUUCAGCUGGGGGAGGUACCAUCUGGCGGUGACCCAGCGGAAGGAGGCGGAGCAAAGCAGCACCAGCAUCUACAAUCAGAACGACCCUUGGGCCCCCACCGUGGACUUCGCUGACUUCAUCAACAACGAGACCGUUGCUGGAGAGGACUUGGUGGCCUGGGUGACAGCUGGUUUCCUGCACAUCCCACACGCAGAAGACGUUCCCAACACGGUGACGGUGGGGAAUGGUGUGGGCUUCUUCCUCCGACCCUACAACUUCUUUGACCAGGACCCCUCCUUCGAGUCUGCGGAUUCUGUCUAUUUCCGGGAGGAACAGGAUGCCAGGGCCUGCGAGGUCAACCCCCUGGCUUGCCUUCCCCAGGCUGCUGCCUGUGCCCCAGACCUCCCUGCCUUCUCCCAUGGGGGCUUCUCUCACAACUAGGGGGUCCCCGGGACGGGGAAUGUGACCAGGGACCCCAGGGCCAGGGUCCGUGGGGAGAGGAGCGGUAGGUGCUGGGCCAGGCGGCCUGGUGCCCUCUUCUUCUCCUUCUUUCCACCCCAAAGCUCCCCGCGUCCCCUUCUCCCCAGGCCCCCUCUCUAUCGCCCUCCCUGACACCCCCUCCCUGCUGGGAGCAUCCUGAGCCUGUGAUGCCUGGCACCCGGGUAGGGGCAGAGACAUGACUCAGCUUUGUUGACCCCAGACCUGCUGGGUUCCUGUCCCAGAGAGAAGAAUGGCCAGCUGAAGCCCGGACUGAUGGCCAAGCUUUUCCCAGAAGACCCCUGUUUUUUUGUGGUUUUGGUUUUUUGCUUUCCGGCUUUCCCCUGUUUUUUUUUAACCCAUCUCCUGAGCCUCCUCAGUCCCUUCCUUGGAAGGUGAGGAUGGUGUUGCUGCACUGGGGAUAGGCCCCUAGAAGCCCCAGGGCAGGGUUCCUGCCAGGCCUACGCCUCCACGGAUGAGCUAGAAGGGGGUCCUUAGCCCACAUUCCUCUUAUCCAAGUCCUCCUCUCCCUCUUCCUUCCUUUGCCUAUUGCCUCCUCUUCCUGUUCCCACCUGUUCUUACAGCCUCAGAUUUCCCUCCCAGCCCUGAGAGGAUGUGCCUCUGUCCCGAUGCUCCCCUCGUCUUCAUUUCUAACUUAGGUCUCCUCUCCCGGCUCUCUGCCCGUGGAAGUCUCAAAAUGCAAGGGACAUCUGGUUUGAGAGGACAAUCCCUGUCUGUCUCCCUGUGUCUGUCACAGACUGGAGUAGGCAUUGUCCCCACCCCUGUCCUGGGGCAGGCUGUAAUUCCCGGAAGUCCCCUCGGCCCCUUGGUAUUCGCCUGCUUUGCACUUUCUGGCAAAGGAUGGUCUCACGGCAGCCUCUCAAUUUAGCAUCUGAGGUGGAUCUGUGGGUACCGGGGUGAUGAGGGGCGGUCAUCUGGGCCAGGCGUGUGUGUGACCAGUGAGCUCACAGACUCCGCAGCAGCAGACACGGACGGCAGGUGGGCGCCAACGGUGGGAAGCUCUGAGACCUUGGAACUCCAGUGGCCACCACUUGUGGCCACGCAAAUGAGCUGGGGGGCUGGCUCCCACCAUGCUGUCCCUCAGGGGCUCUGGGUGAGGGGCGAGUGCGCCCAUAGUGAGAGAUUGGAAACUACAGAAACAUCCUUUCCUUGAGGAUUGGUUAAGUGAACUCCUACGCAGCCUUCCAAUGCGGGACUGUGCAGCUCUAACAAGAACGCUCUCUGUGUACUAAUAGGGAACGAUCUUCCAGUGAAAACGGCAAGGCACGGAAGUGUGUGUGGUGCACUUUGCCUUUGUGUGGUAGAAAGGAGGAAACUAUACAUAUUUACUAUAGAUGCAUAUCCAGAAGAAACCAGUGCUACUGGUUGCUUUUGGGGAGGGAUGGGGAAAGAGGAAGGAGGAUACUUAGCACUCCAUACCCUUUUGUAUAUUUUGAAAUUUGAGCCAUGUGACUGUAUUACCUAUUCAAAAUAAAUAAAAAAUGGGCCCAAACAGGACCU